GUAGUUCAAAUAAAUGUGGUAAAUUUUGAUAUGCAAUGUUACUAAUACAACUUGUUACAGCUUCGUGUCUAUUUUUUCAUGUAAUUUUGGCAGCUGUUGAUUACUGCCAAUUAUCAUGUGGAGAUGAGGUUAAUACUGCAUGUUCCGGAGCACCAUGGAAAUGUGGGAGAAGAGAAAAUUGUAAAAAAAUGUGUACGGAGGAUGGACUAACAAAAGAAGAAAAACAUACUAUUUUACACCUUCAUAAUUAUUAUAGAAAUGAAAUUGCAACAGGCCGAGAAAAAAGAGGUAAUCAACCGAAAGCAGCAGAUAUGAUGGAACUGACAUACGAUGAUGAUCUUGAAUAUUUGGCACAAUGUUCAACAAACAGAUGUAAAUACGAGCACGAUACAUGUAGAAAAACAGAAAAGUAUAGCAGCGUUGGUCAAAAUAUAGGAUUACACAGCACUAAUGCCGAUAGUUCUAAUAGAACACUAAUCAUUGUUAACCUAGUUCGUCGCUGGUACGAUGAGGUUACUGAUGUCAAAAGGGAAGAUAUAGAAAAUUUUGGAUUGAGCGAUAGAACGGAAUCUAUUGCUCAUUAUACACAACUAGUUUGGUCUGAAACGAAGCAAGUCGGUUGUGGAUUAACAAUGAAUGAAGAAGAUAAUAUAUAUAAUUUCUAUUUAGCUUGCAAUUAUGGACCAAUGGGAAAUGUUCUAAAUGGCAGUGUGUACAAAAUUGGAAACACAAGAUCGCAAUGCUCCACCGAUAGUGGUCAUAAUGAUUGGUCGGGAUUAUGCUGAUAGCACAGGGUGUAAUUAAUGCUAGAUACUUUGUAACUGAUGACCAAAUAAAUAAAUCUCUAAAAAUUUGUUU
Molecule: messenger RNA, 858 nt
Organism: Diorhabda carinulata
Lineage: Eukaryota; Metazoa; Arthropoda; Insecta; Coleoptera; Chrysomelidae
Product: venom allergen 5.02-like
Exons: 5
Coding region: 36-785 (249 amino acids)
Cellular component (GO): extracellular region
Source: RefSeq, a predicted model, not a curated record